Molecule: messenger RNA, 1489 nt
Organism: Topomyia yanbarensis
Lineage: Eukaryota; Metazoa; Arthropoda; Insecta; Diptera; Culicidae
Product: alpha-2-macroglobulin receptor-associated protein
Exons: 2
Coding region: 165-1307 (380 amino acids)
Biological process (GO): regulation of receptor-mediated endocytosis
Cellular component (GO): endomembrane system; endoplasmic reticulum
Molecular function (GO): heparin binding; low-density lipoprotein particle receptor binding; receptor antagonist activity
Source: RefSeq, a predicted model, not a curated record
UCGACGUACAGCGAUCCGAUUGGAAUGCACUAUCAGCUGGUUUGCUGUCAUUCUGCUUUUAGCCGACUCCGGUGUCUGUUCCUAGUUUGGGGCGAAACAAUAUUAUUAUUAAAUAAUUUCCAACAAAUUUGUGAUACAAGAGGAUUUGAAGGCUUCAAGGAACGAUGUUGCAUUUAAGACUACUGUUGAUGACGCUUUUGUCCAUCCAUCUAACUCUUGAUCUUGUUAGCGCCGUGAAGGCGUCCGACAAAUACUCCAAGAAAGCCAACACUCUGCCAGACUCGGAAAUAUACGAGCCGGACUUCCGAAACAUUCAGCGCCCAUUCCGAAUGGCUAAACUCAACCUGGUUUGGUCGAAGGCUCAGCAUCGCCUCACGGAGCCGAAGCUGAAAUCCCUGUACACGGAACUGAAAAUUCAUGAUAAAGAAGAAAUCACCUGGAAACAGCUCAACUCCCAGCAUAAGGAUAAGGAAGGGCUUAAAGAGGCGGAAUUGCGAAAAAAGUUAAUUGGAAUCAUGAGCACCUACGGUUUGCUGGAGCACUUUGACGAGACCCAGGACCCGGAAAAAUACAAACACUACAAAGCGUACUCCGGCAAAGUGGACAGCUAUAAGAACAAGAGUCUGUUUAAAGAUAAAAAACUAAACAAGCUAUGGGAAAAGGCAGAGACUUCGGGCUUCACAAAAGAGGAACUGGAUGCGCUCAAGGAAGAGUUCGAGCACCACCAGGAAAAGAUUGAUGUGUACUACAAUCUGCUGGAACAGCUGGGCGAUGACGACGGUAAAAGUGGUAAUGUCCACGAGAAUGCAGUGAAUGAGGAGGAACAUGACCGGUUCAAUGAGAUUGCCACGGCUGAGGAGGAUAGCAACGAUGUUAGGGCGCAGCAGAGUGGCGAGAGCAAGCAGAAUGCGUUUCUGCACAAAUCCAACCAGCUGCGAGAUAAACAUCGAGAAAUCCGGGACAAUUUCGAUCGAUUGGACAGGAUAGCUUCGAAAGGACCAAACAGUCAGGAUUUCAUCGAACCGAAAGUGCAGGGACUGUGGCGGGUGGCACUGGCUUCCAACUUUACGGCCAAUGAGCUGGCUUCGCUGAAGGUGGAACUGCUGCACUACGAGAGCCGGCUGCUGAAGCUGCGACAUAUGCACGCGGAGCACGCGCUUAGUAUGGAGAAGCACAAACAAGCCAAACAUGGCGAUAAGGCCGACACGCACAAGAUGAUGGAGGAGAAUAUCAAGAAGCAGACGAGGAAGGUGGAGAAGAUUCAGGAGGAGGUGGAGAAGCGUAUCUUUAAGCAUUCAGAACUGUAAAAGACUGGAAAAUGAUUUUUUCGAUGUUGAACAGCUAGGUGUUGUCUUUUUUCCUGUGGAACUGUACUCGAAUUGUAUUGAUGUCUACUAUAUUUUUGUAACAAACGCGCAACUAAUCCAUUUUGAUGUUAAUUUUGUUUAAUUAGGAGAAAUAAAUAUCUAUUUUCAAAGUUUUUGUUCAA